AUGUUUUUAGGGUAUGCAGGAAGGAGGUCAACUGAAGGGUUUGAAUCAGUUCCAUACGUGGUUUCUUUGUUUAGCGCCAUGCUUUGGCUAUACUACGCAUCCCUCAAGUCCGAGUCCAACGCUUUCCUACUCAUCACGGUCAUCUCGGUCGGAUGUGUCAUAGAGGCCAUCUACAUCGCUCUCUACCUUGCUUAUGCUUCUAAACAAGCCAGGAUGCUGACACUGAGGCUGCUGAUCCUGCCGAAUUUUGGAGGGUAUUGUUCCAUUCUCCUUCUCUUUUACUUCUUGGCAAAGGGAUCGACGAGGAUCCAACUUCUUGGGUGGAUAUGCAUUGCGUUCUCCAUUGCGGUCUUUGCUGCUCCUCUAAGCAUCAUCGUAAUUACUAAUAUGUGA
This is a messenger RNA of Syzygium oleosum, 393 nucleotides long. RefSeq names its product bidirectional sugar transporter SWEET12-like. Bases 1 to 393 code for a protein of 130 amino acids. Gene Ontology annotation, biological process: carbohydrate transport. Gene Ontology annotation, cellular component: membrane. Gene Ontology annotation, molecular function: sugar transmembrane transporter activity. The record is from RefSeq and is a predicted model, not a curated record. NCBI's taxonomy places the organism in Eukaryota, Viridiplantae, Streptophyta, Magnoliopsida, Myrtales, Myrtaceae. The transcript has 2 exons.